CUGAUAAUGAGCCAUAUAUAAAGCGCGACUGGGCACUUUGAACCCUAAAACAUUGUUACCACUGAGCGUGGUUGAUUGAUGCCCAUGGAUUGUCGUUUACCCAUCUUGCUUGCCCUAGCGGUAGGCAUUCACGGGGGUCCGACAAGAUUAACUUCAUUGCAACAGACAACUUCGUGCUCAAAAGAAUGCACAGAUAGCAACAAGUUUAAGCUGAAUGUCGGUAGCACCUACCAGUACAAUUAUGAGGCCGAGACUCGAACCUCACUACAAGGUGCAUCAAGCCCAGCGUCUGUCAUAGGCCUCACUGCCAAGGUCUUGGUACACGUCGAGUCAAAAUGUGAACUCAUUCUCAAGGUGAAGGACUCAUCUCUGACUGCUAGUGACUCCCAGACAUACCAGAGCCCGGAGCAGAAGGCCCUGUUCACUCGGGCCCUUGAACGCUUCCCCAUGAGACUCAGUCACCAAGAUGGCGUCGUCAGUGCCGUGUGCCCUACGGACGCAGAUCCAACAUGGGUCGUUAACGUCAAAAAGGGAAUCUUAUCAGCUCUGCAGAACUCCAUGCAGGAUCUGGGCAUGGGAACCAAUACAACUGAGAGUGAUGUGACAGGCCGUUGCGAGACUGAGUACUCACUCAUACAGCAGGGCUGGAGUUCACGCACACUUCGCAAGGUGAAGGACCUCACAACCUGCACCAACAGACAGGGCUUCACCAGCGCAAUCCAGACUGCUCCAUUCCAAGCAGCCGAGGGUAUGAAGUCGGUGCCCCUCGUGAAGAGUAGCCAGUCAUGUGACCAGGAUGUGAGCAGUCAGGGUGUGAUCACACGAGCCCUGUGUCAUGAGGUGCACACGUUCAGACCAUUCUCCAGUGAGACAGGGGGAGCCACUACUGAAGUCUCGCAGAAACUGACUUUCAGCAAAGAACUCAAAGCACACCGAGACAGCUCUUUCUAUAGUGCUGAUGCUGGGGAGCCCCAGGAACUCUACUACAAACAUGAAGCCGAUACGUCUGUGUCAGAUAGGUCAUCAAGAGACGCACUAGAUGUAAUCAAUAAGCUGUGUGGGCGAGAACUCACUGAGGUCUCAAACGAAACAAGCCAGCAGUUCGGAGAGUUAGUCAAUGUUCUACGAAAGAUGGACCUGCCAAACUUGCGGCAGGUGUACCAGGAGGUUCUCCGAGACUCAAUCUGUACGAAAAAUGUGGAGAGGGUCAGGAAGUUUGCCUUGGAUGCGUUCAUAAUGGUGGGCACAGAUGCUGGUGUGGAGUUGAUGUCGAUGCUAGUGUCGUCUGGUGAACUGAAAGGCAUGAUGGCAGAGGCCUGGUUGAGUGCUCUUGCAUUCAUCAACAACCCCACCACCCAGAUGAUCUUCCAUGCACAGUCCCUUUUGCGGGUGCCAGGUAUGGAGACACGGGCGCUGGUCCCAGUGUCGGCGCUGGUGGCGUCCUACUGCCACCGCAACCCUUCAUGUGGAGACCAACUGGAGGUGGCGGACUUCAUUGACAGCCUCCAACGAAAUCUCGAGCAGGGACAAUGUAAAACGGAUGAGCAAAACUUCAGAAAGGUGAUGCUGAGUCUGCGGGCCCUUGGUAACCUGGGUCACAUCAAGCCCCUUGUAUCCGUACUGAAGACCUGCCUUAGCAACGCUGACAACCCUGUUGACAUUCGAGUGGCCGCGAUACAGGCAUUCCGUAGGAUUGACUGUGGGGAAGAUAUGAGCAGCCUGAUUGGGGUGUUCCGAGACACAAGUGUUGACUCAGAGCUUCGCAUCAAUGCCUACCUUGCUGUGGUUAGGUGCCCCAGCCCUGACGCCUUGUCUCAGAUCAGACAGGUGCUGGAAACUGAGACAGUGAACCAGGUUGGAUCGUUUGUCUGGUCACACCUGACCAAUCUGCUAGAAAGUUCUGACCCUGAAAACCGUUACAUCCAGCAGUUGCUAGGAGAUGGCGUCCUAAAACCGGAGUUCGACCUCCAUAAACUGAAGUUUUCCAGAAACUAUGAGGGAUCAUUCUAUGUUAACCAGUGGAACGCUGGAGCAAAAGUGGACAGCAACCUACUAUGGUCAAGCAACUCAUUCGUGCCCCGGUCAGCAAGCCUCAACCUAACAACAACUUUGUUUGGUGCACCAUUGAACCUUCUGGAACUUGGGGGCCGUGUCGAGGGUUUGGAGACUCUACUUGAGACUUACCUGGGGCCUGGCAAGAGCGCUAACGACAUCCCAGACCCAGAUCCCAGCCAUGCUAGCCUCAGCCGGAAAAAGAUCAAAGACAUUCGAUCACAGGCCCAGAAAAAGCAGAACCAACUGCGGGGAGCUUUCUUCAUGAGGAUGUUUGGUAACGAACUCUCGUACAACAUGUAUGGAGCCAACAAUGGUGUGGAAGAAGACACAAUGCAAGCAGACGUUCUGAAAAUCAUUGACAAGCUGGCUAAAAACAAGAUGCAAGACUUCUCUAUCACGAAGAACACAAUGUUCAUUGACAGUUCGUACACUAUUCCGACAGUGAUUGGUCUGCCGUUACGUCUGACUGUGAAUGGGUCCACAACUGUUGCUCUGAAUGUGGAUGGUACUGUGGACAUCAAGGAUCCUAAGAGUGGGGUUCUGAUAGAAGGCAACUUUGAACCAAGUGGCUCUGUGGUGCUGGAGUCCAGUAUGACGGUUGAUGCCAUGGUUACCAGGGGUGGCCUGCAGAUGGUGUCAACUCUGUUCACAAGCAUGGGUGCCAAGGGACGCAUUCAGCUGACUGGAUCAGACGUGUUUGACCUCUCAUUUGAUAUCACCAAGGAGAAGAAUGAGAUCAUCACUGCCUCGAGCAAGCUGUUCAUGGUGUAUGAUGGUGUACAGAAGAAGAUGGACAUGGCUGCCUCCAAGGCAAAUGACAAGUCAUACUGCACUGGAGAGCAGGUUACACAGUGGACAGGUGUACAGUUCUGUGCAAGUCUCUCACUGCCCGACAAUCAGGGCCGCUCGGAAAUCCCCAGCUUCCCCUUGAAUGGACCUGCAGAGUUUAGUCUGGUGAUGAACAAACGUGACCUUCCCAAUGGAUACAAGCUUGAGGCAAAGUCUAUUAAGACUCCAGACAUGACCCUGUUGAGACUGAUGUCAGAUACGCCCGGGUCGGUUCAGAGUCGCGCUGUUGGUGUAGACGUGACACUCAACAAGGCUGCCAACUCUCUGGAAGCUAACCUCAUAUCACCCUGGAAACAGGCUGUACUUACAGGUCAGAUGUGGAACAGUGGGACAGUUAAAGGCAUUGUAGGCAAGCUGGAUGUUGACAACGGUGCGCGUGUGUACACAAUGGAUGCUAAGAUUCAUGUAGAACAGAAAGGCAAAAGCGCCACCUACAGGCCGACAGUGAACCUCACCAUCCCGGACUGGAAGAACCUGCAGAUAGUGGGCAGUGUGACAUAUAAGGAUAUGGAGUCUGUAGAUUCGGACCUGCAGAUCACUGGGGCCACUGAGAGCCCAAUAAAUGUCACCGCACAACUGAUGAACGCUGACAAACAGAAGGGAGUGAAGUUGACGUUGAAUGCAGACAAAGGGAUUGGAUACCAGUUUGAAGCGAUGACCAAUCUAGAUAUAGAAGUGAAGAAGAUACGAUCUCGUCACGCAUUCAAACCACGAGUGUAUGUCCGAACACCUACUGACGAACUGGUUGAAUUCAACGCUGACAUCGAGUACAUCUUGGACAAAAGCCUCAAGAUUCAAUCCAGGCUUGAAAAGAUAACUAAGAUUCCAUUCAUAUUCAGCAUGAAUAUGACUCAGGCAUAUAUUACUGCCAAGAAAAGUUCCAGUUACGAGGUUGUAGCGACUCUGAACGGCCCAAAACUGAAAAAUAGGCUGGCGUUGAAAUAUGACAACAGAGCCAACAAGAAUGUCAACACGAAGGUUGUAUUGCAAUAUGAAAUCAUGAAAAAGGAAUGGAGUGACACCAUUAGUGUAGAUGGCCGAUUGAUAAAUAACGUCAUGAAGAACAAGCAGAUUAUCAAAGGAUCAAGCUCGCUGAAUUUCAAACAGAGGCCAGAGUGGAACUCAGUAACUACAUUAACGUACGCAAUGGAUCCUCAGAAGCUUAACCUUGAUGCCAAUGUGAAGUAUGGAGUGAAUUUGAAGGCCAAGAACACAAAGGACCAGGUUCAAGUGUCCGUGGCUAGUACCUUUAGGAAAAGAGGGGUUGAUACCAUGACUAACUACACCGCCAAACUUGAAAUGCCCUCUCAGAAUAUCAGCAUAAUGGUAAAGGGAGGGCAGGUGCACAGUGACAAGCAAGUGGAGAGUGAUGUCACCAUCACGUACCAUCCAAAGAAGACGGUCGGGUUCGGAGUUCGAUACCACAACCAGUCCGCAAGGUACGCGUUCUACUCUGGAGGGUUGACCAUCACCCUUCCAGAGGAACGACAGAUGAUGUUUGCUGGAGAGUUUGGGAGGAAGGAAGAGAACAGAUACAUCAGUAAUCUGGAGUUUGAGGUCAUUAAGGGCCGGAGGACAAAGAUUAAUACCAUCUUGAAGGUCGCCACAAACCAGAUGUAUGAGGUUGAGUUAGGUUUGAGUUUGCCUGACCUUGAACCCGUACGUGUUAUUGGCGCCUACAAUCAACGCGACAAGGGGUACUCUGGAGAGGCCUUUUUCAAGAAGGGCGAUAAAACGUACAGGAUUCUGGGUGAGGUGAAGCACGAGGUCAGUAAGGUGACCUCAGUCAUGCUUGAUGUUACCGUGCCAACGCGACGCGUGAAGUUUAUCACCGCAAUGGAGAAGCUGGACUCAGAGCAUCACUACCUGUUGGACGUUCAGUGGAAUGUUGAUGUGAACAUGGAUGAGAGGUUCCUCACAAAUAUAACGUAUGAUGUAAAGAGCGUAGAUGACUUUGAAAUUAGUACCACUCUCCACUAUCCUUCUAGAACCAUCGACUUCACCAUAAAGCACAAUACCGCUGAUCGAUAUAUCACAAACAUCGAGCUAGCAUGGAGCCCUGAAGAGAAAAUCAAGUUCUACAUAAUCUUCCGUAAUGAUGUUUACAAUGGGGCUGAUCGCAGAGAAUUAGAUGUGGGGUUUGAAAGCCCCUUUAAACAGUAUGAGGAGCUUUCACUGUCAAUAUCUGCCAUUAGCAAUGACAAGCAGGUACAAACUAAGAGCAAGGUUGUAUGGGGAAGUAAACAGAAGGUACUAGUGAGCAUGACUGUGAAGUUACCUCUGACGAAACAAACCGCUGACAUCGUGGGAACAGUUACAACCCCCUUUGACGGUUUUGAGACUAUGACUCUGAAUCUGAAGCACAGAAUGUCUGAUAGGCUAGAAUCAAGUGCUUCUGCUGAAUGGGGAAGAAAACGAUUUUCUAUAAAUACUCGAGGAAACGUCAUUAUUAACCCGCUUUCAAGAAGGUUUAAUGGGAGUCUGGAGAUCCGAACACCAUUUGAAACGCUUCGUGUGCUGACAGUAAGAGGAUUGCAUCAGGACGAUAACAAAAAAUUUAGGAGUAGUUUUAAAAUUGAAAUACAAAAUUCUACUGGUCUUAGCACUGUUGAUAUUGGUAUGGACGCUGAUCAUAGUUACUCAAAAGUAUUAGGACUGAUGAACAAAGGAACGUUCACAGUGACUGCUCCAGGUGAAAAUAUCACCACGGUAUGGGAGGUGAGUCAACUCUCUGGCAGCACAAAGGCCCUGCUGGACAUUCAGCCCAUGAGGGGAAACCGGUUUAAACUGGAAAUCGGGGAGACGCACUCAUUGCUUUUGACAGGCAAUAAAAUCUCAUCGAAAUUCGAACUUCUUAUUCCGACGGAAAACUUGCGUCAGUUUGUUGUAACAUUUAACCACGAGGACAGACCUGGUUUUGUCAGUACUGUGGGUGGGGUAACUAAGGACAACCUUGAGAUCAUGGCUGCUAAUGUUAAAUUCCAAAAAUCAGCAACCUAUUUGGGCCUCGACGUGCUUAUAACAAGCAUUUAUUCUGAAAAUUUGAUUUUUAAAGUAUCUUCAGUUCACAGCAUAAUGCCAUAUCGUGCUAAUUUGGAACUUAGCUGGGGUGAGACACCUUACAAAAUUUUGGCUGAUUCAAAUGUUUUCUUCAAUGACUUUGGACUUCAUGAUUACAAAAUUACUAUAACUACACCGAUUCAAGGAGCAAGAAGUAUUGUUUUGACUGAGAAAAGACAGCGUAAUGGACUGAAAUGGGAAACAAACACAAAAAUCACAGUUGAUCAACAGAGCGUCACCUGCAGUGUACUGUAUAGAUAUGACCAUGAAAAAUUCACACAGAUAUCUUUGUCUUCAUCGUUUCCCCAGUUCCCUGGUUUGACUGCUGUGAUGCGUUUGGAUGGAAUGGAGACCAAUUUUAACGGUGAUGCUUCAUUCCAAAUGGCUCCAUAUGUUGGCAAGAUAAGCACUGACUUUAAGUGGCUGUAUUACGAAGGUUCAAGAAUUUCAGGAUCGGUUAAUCUGAAUACACCAUUCCCGACCUAUCCGUACAUGAAGUCCAAGUUUGAUAGUGAUGUCAUGGGGGUGAGUCGUGUUUCCACUCUUGAGGUUGAAUAUUUACCCACGCAGGUUAUUAAAGCAAUUCUUGAUCAUAGAUUUACCUCACUGGAAACUCUAGAGGGAACGCUUAAGGUAACAAGUCCAUUCACCGAAAACAAGGAGGUGGUAGCAGGCUUCACACAUGUGGGCACAAUGAAAGACUUCAAAACCAAUGCCAAAAUCACCUGCGACUGCAUCACAAGGCCAGUCUUCACUGAAGCAAUAUUUUCAUUGAAGAAUGGCGUCAUAUCAAAGUUUGUAAUGGAAAGCCCAUUUAGAGGCUACGAGACCUGUUAA
Dreissena polymorpha is the source of this 6801-nucleotide messenger RNA. RefSeq lists its product as uncharacterized. Lineage: Eukaryota; Metazoa; Mollusca; Bivalvia; Myida; Dreissenidae. The record is from RefSeq and is a predicted model, not a curated record. Bases 79 to 6801 code for a protein of 2240 amino acids. Gene Ontology annotation, biological process: lipid transport. Gene Ontology annotation, molecular function: lipid carrier activity. The transcript is spliced from 23 exons.